AUGGUUGCAACACUGACCACCAAAGAUUAUUCGGAAUAUAUACAUCCAUCAUCCCAAACAACGAUUGAUAUGAAACAAAGUCCAUUAGUAUUGAUGGCUCAGGCAUGUAAUAAUAUUGGUAAAGAACUUGGACUUGCUGAUGUUACAUCACCAUCGUUCAAUAAAUACUACCAAUCAUCAUCAACUCAAGUUUCAAAAUGUGAUAAACCGAGAACACGUUCAAUCGUUCAUCCUCAACAAAACGAUAAAAAUCGUACAAUAUCUAGAAAAUCUUUAUCGCCUUCGGAAACGACAAAUAACAAUCGAGCAAAAUCAUCGAAACGUUCUUCACUAUCAAAAUCAUUGAAUGAAUAUGAAUCAUCGCCACAAAAACAACGUCAUACCACUAAUCGUACACCUACACCAUUACCAACAAAUAUACCGCCGUGUUCUCCUCCGAAAAAUAAACAAACAUCAUCACCUUUUUUGCCUUCUCAGUUUCCAGUACCAUUGUCCAUACCGCCAUCCGAUUUUUCUCCAGAAAAUCCAUUUUUGAUACCAUCACUGAAUCCAAUGCAUUUUUUUGAUCCCACUCUGCUAAGUCAUUUAACGAAAACAUGUUAUUCUCCUGAUUUAUCGUCACCAUCGAUAGCAUCGGCAAAUUCGGCAUUUACAAGCCAGCGUAAUGAUCCUCAUUAUUAUUUGGAUCAAAUUAUUCGUGAAUAUUCAAAUAAAUACAUUAAAAAUACAACCACUAAUUAUUCUCCGUCAUCGUCAACACAACAACCACAGUUUGUUUGUAAUUGGAUGGAAUCAUCCGACGGAUUUUGCGGUAAACGUUUUCAAUCACAAUUAGCGUUACUUGACCAUCUAUGUACACACACAUCGGGUGAAAAUAAUCAUUCAAAAACAAUUCCAUCAUCAUUACGUUUUCAUCCGUAUAAGCCAUCACCGAAUAGUUCGUCAUGUUCUUCUCUACCCUAUUUUACAUCAUCAGCAUUAAAUCAUUUAUUGGCCACAGCACCAGUUUCCUCGUUGUAUACUCCAACACCAUUUGGACUUUAUCCACCACCAUUGGGCUUCUUUCCAAACAAACUAUGA
Messenger RNA from Didymodactylos carnosus, 1080 nucleotides. Lineage: Eukaryota; Metazoa; Rotifera; Eurotatoria; Philodinida; Philodinidae. The record is from the annotation of a GenBank genome assembly.